This is a messenger RNA of Xiphophorus maculatus (southern platyfish), 1368 nucleotides long. It is a transcript of the gene rab3ab, whose product is annotated as RAB3A, member RAS oncogene family. The transcript is spliced from 5 exons. The record is from RefSeq and is a predicted model, not a curated record. Gene Ontology annotation, biological process: protein secretion; maintenance of presynaptic active zone structure; protein localization to plasma membrane. Gene Ontology annotation, molecular function: GTPase activity; GTP binding. Gene Ontology annotation, cellular component: synaptic vesicle; axon; synaptic vesicle membrane. NCBI's taxonomy places the organism in Eukaryota, Metazoa, Chordata, Actinopteri, Cyprinodontiformes, Poeciliidae. The coding region runs from base 82 to 741 and encodes 219 amino acids.
UAGAGCUGCUCAGCUUCACUUACUUGACAGUGUUAGUGUUUGCUGGUGCUGAACACGGCAGCCGGAUAGAAAUCUGCAAAGAUGGCCUCGGCAACAGCGACCUACGGACAGAAAGAGUCUUCGGACCAGAACUUUGACUACAUGUUCAAGAUCCUCAUCAUUGGCAACAGCAGCGUGGGAAAAACCUCCUUCCUGUUCCGCUACGCCGACGACUCGUUCACGCCGGCGUUUGUCAGCACAGUGGGGAUCGACUUCAAGGUGAAGACAAUCUACAGGAACGACAAAAGGAUCAAACUACAGAUCUGGGACACAGCGGGUCAGGAGCGUUACCGCACCAUCACCACAGCGUACUACCGAGGAGCCAUGGGCUUCAUCCUCAUGUAUGACAUCACCAACGAGGAGUCCUUCAACGCCGUCCAGGACUGGUCGACUCAGAUUAAGACGUACUCAUGGGACAACGCCCAGGUGCUGCUGGUAGGAAACAAAUGUGACAUGGAGGAUGAGAGGGUGGUGAAUGCAGAGAGAGGCCGGCAGCUCUCAGAACAUCUUGGUUUUGAGUUCUUCGAGGCCAGCGCUAAGGACAACAUCAACGUGAAGCAGACCUUUGAACGCCUUGUCGAUAUCAUCUGUGAAAAGAUGUCUGAGAGUCUGGAUGCCGGCGAUCCCGCCGUUACGGGGGCCAAGCAGGGGCCCCAGCUGACAGAGCAGUCUGCCCCUCCCCACCAGGACUGUGCAUGUUAAAGCUGACUCAGCAAUUCUUCCUGCUGUCAUUUUCCCCUCCGCUCCUUCAGCCGGACCCCCCCGCUCCUCAGAUCCUUACUUCAGCAUCCUGUUCGCUCCUCUUCCUGCUCCUUUUUGUUGGCUGAUGAUCACAAGAGAAGGGCUGAAAAGAGUCUAGGACGCUGCAGCAGGUGGUGUCCCCACAUUUUACCGAACGUGUUUCCGUUGAGUUCCUCCGCAUUCGGGAGACGUUAAGGUGUUUUUAAUCAGCGCAGGUGUUGAUCUGAUGCCAAAGCAAGCCCAGUAAAACCAGAGCGUCUCAGACUCUUUGCAGCCCAGGCUCUUGCCAGUUUCCCCUGAUCCUCAGUUUGGUUUUAAAAGAAGGAUUUGACGGCGAUCAUCCUCAGAGUGCCAUUUAAAUCCUUCCAGAGUUUACAGUUUCAUGUCUCGAAGUAAGAGAUGAAAGCCUUGGAUUUGGUGACCAAGACUGUGGAGUUUCACAGGUGUUUUCAAUUCAUCUGAGAAAUAAUCAAAAACCAUGUGUUGCAUUUCUUCGACGGAGUAUUAGGGUCACCCUAAAAAAACAAAAAAUAUAUAAUUACAAGAAUAAACCCAUGAAAUUGUGAGAAUAAAGUCAAAAUAAUACAU